Talaromyces atroroseus is the source of this 711-nucleotide messenger RNA. RefSeq lists its product as hypothetical. NCBI's taxonomy places the organism in Eukaryota, Fungi, Ascomycota, Eurotiomycetes, Eurotiales, Trichocomaceae. The transcript is spliced from 2 exons. The record is from RefSeq and is a predicted model, not a curated record. The coding region runs from base 1 to 711 and encodes 236 amino acids.
AUGAACGAGAACGGACAGGAGAAGCGCAACUCGGACGCAGGUGACAAGCGCCCUGCUCCAAAAAACGGCCCUAAACGGAGAGCACCUAAGCUCAAGCCACGGUCCUUGGACGAGCCAAUGACUGAAACAGAGAAUGGCCAGAAACAUCAGCAACAAGCCCAGGAGCAGGAAAAGGAGCAAGAACAGGAAUUAGUACCACCCGUGGAGCAAUCUGAUCCUCAUACCCAGGAAGACCGCGGGGCCAGUGACCAGCAAUCUUUGGCCACCACCAAGUCCUCCAACAGCGAGCCCCAAACACCUUCAACUGAAGAUUAUCCACGGUAUGCCCAGCCGGAAAGGAGGCGCUCUCAAGCAAAGCGGACCGUCUCCCUGCAACGUGACAAAGAUGCACCCCCUCAGGUCUGGCAAAGGCGUAACCAAUCUGAAGCUGAAAACUCGCAACUACUCCCGUUGGGUAAUGUUGGAGAAGUCGGAAACACAGUCAACGAGGUCGGAAAUGUGACUCGCGAAUUGGGUUCCAAGGCUGUCAACACGGUUGGCAACACGGCGAGGGGAGCCGUUGGUAAUGUUACUGGGGCCUUGCAACAACAUGCUCGCCAAGAAAAUGAAAAAGAGGAGCAACUGAGAUUGCGUCUAGACUUGAAUCUAGACAUUGAAGUACAGCUCAAGGCCAAGAUCCACGGAGAUCUUACGCUACAACUCCUGAACUAG